AUGGCCGGUGGUUGGCAACCCCAAGUCUCCGCUGUAGAAAUCAACGGUGGUCCUCUUAAAGGAGGUCCAGAUGGAGUCAUUGGAUCUGAGAACGAUGGUCCUACGGGUGCAAAGAAAAAGGUUGUGAUUGUUGGGCUUGGAAUGGUCGGCAUCAGUUUCAUUGAGAAACUUAUGAAAUUGGACGCCCGAAGACGAGAAUACGACAUCAUCGUCAUUGGCGAAGAAGCGCAUCUAGCAUACAACCGCGUUGGCCUCACAUCUUUCUUCCAGCACCGGAAGGUCGAGAACUUGUAUCUUAAUCCGAAAGAAUGGUAUUCAGCUUGUCCUGAGGGCUCCCUAGACUACCACCUAAACACAAAAGUAACAUCCAUCCACCCCGACACCAAAACAGUCUCCUGUUCCUCGGGCGAAGAAGUCUCCUACAACAUCCUCGUCCUAGCCACGGGCUCCGAUGCCCUUGUCCCACGCCACACGCCGGGUCAUGACGCAAAGGGUGUGUUUGUGUAUAGAACCAUUGAGGAUCUACAGAAACUUAUCGAUUACUCGGCUUUGAAAAAAGGGACUACUGGCGCUGUUGUAGGUGGUGGCUUGCUUGGGUUAGAAGCAGCGAAGGCGAUGAUCGAUUUGGAGAACUUCGAGAAAGUGAAGUUGAUUGAAAGGAAUAGAUGGGUGUUGAGCAGGCAGCUGGAUGGUGAUGCUGGUGGGUUAGUUGUGGAGCAGGUCACGAAUCUAGGCCUAGAUGUGCUGCUAAGCAAACGAGUAGGCCGCAUUGAAGUCAACGAGGAGAAUGCGGUGAAGGGUGUGGUAUUUGAGGAUGGGGAGAGCAUGGAGUGCUCCACCAUCUGCUUCGCGAUUGGGAUUAAAGCGCGCGAUGAGCUGGCAAGACAGGCGGGCAUUAAGUGUGCGGAUCGAGGAGGUGGGAUUGUGGUUGAUGGAGAGCUGAAGACGAGUGCUAAAGACAUCUAUGCUAUUGGUGAGUGUGCGAGUUGGGAGAAUCAGACGUUUGGACUCAUCGCGCCGGGGGUUGAGAUGGCGGAUGUCUUGUCUUUCAAUCUUACGCAAGCAAAGAUACAUACGUACAGAAAAUUCAAGAGGCCGGAUCUCAGUACCAAGUUGAAGCUGCUCGGGGUCGAGGUUGCGAGUUUUGGCGACUUUUUUGCGGAUAGAGAUGGCCCCAAGCACCUCCCUGUGAGAGCUGCGAAGAAGAAAGAGGGGAGCCCGGACCCGUUGCACAGGCUGACUGAUGGGCCAGCUCCUUCUCCCGUCAAGGCUUUGACGUACAAGGACCCGUUUCAGGCUGUGUACAAGAAAUAUUUGUUUACUCUUGAUGGCAAAUAUCUUCUUGGGGGGAUGAUGAUAGGGGACACUCGCGAUUAUGUCAAGUUGGUGCCUAUGGUCAAGAACCAGAAAGCGCUGGAUAUUCCACCCAGUCAAUUUAUCUUAGGAGCGAGCAAAGAAGGCGACGACGAAGGUGACGAUCUCGACGACGACACGCAAAUCUGCUCCUGCCACAAUGUCACUAAAGGAGAUGUCUGUGGUGUGGUUAAAGAUGGAUCCUGUAAGAGUAUUGGAGACGUGAAGUCUUGCACAAAAGCUGGAACUGGUUGCGGUGGUUGCAUGCCUCUCGUGACCAGUAUCUUCAAUGCCCAGAUGAAAUCCAUGGGCAAAGAAGUCAAAAACCACAUCUGUCCGCACUUCAACUACUCUCGGGCAGAUUUAUACAACAUUAUUUCAGUCAAGAAAUUGAAGACCUUGCAAGAGGUUAUGAAAGCGGCAGGUAACGACCCUGAGAGUCAGGGAUGCGAGGCUUGCAAACCUAGUAUUGGAUCCAUCUUCUCGAGUUUGUACAACAAACAUGUUAUGGAUAAACCUAUUCACGGUUUGCAGGAGACUAAUGAUAAGUUUUUGGGUAACAUUCAGAGGAAUGGGACGUAUUCGGUGGUUCCUCGUGUGAGUGCCGGAGAGAUCACUCCAGAUAAACUGAUUGUUAUUGGGAAUGUAGCCAAGAAGUACAAUCUCUACACCAAAAUAACUGGCGGGCAGAGAAUCGACAUGUUUGGCGCCAAGAAACAGGAUCUCCUUGACAUCUGGAAGAUGCUGGUGGAGGGUGGAAUGGAGAGUGGACAUGCGUAUGCAAAGUCACUACGUACCGUAAAGAGUUGUGUGGGUACCACUUGGUGCCGAUACGGCAUUGCAGACAGUGUGGGCAUGGCCGUUCGAUUGGAAGAGCGAUACAAGAGUAUACGCAGUCCACAUAAAAUGAAAGGGGGGGUCAGUGGUUGUGUCCGAGAGUGCGCUGAGGCUCAAAACAAAGACUUCGGUCUCAUCGCCACAGAGAAAGGUUUCAACAUAUUCGUUGGCGGCAACGGCGGCGCCUCACCCAGACACAGCGAGAUUCUCGCCAAAGACGUCCCCCCGGACGACAUCAUACCCAUCUUGGAUCGCUACCUAAUGUUCUACAUCCGCACCGCCGACAAACUGCAACGCACCGCGCGCUGGCUUGAAAACCUACCUGGCGGAAUCAAAUACCUUCGCGAAGUGAUCCUGGAAGACAAACUGGGCAUCUGCGCCUCGCUCGAAGCGCAAAUGGAAGAACUCGUGGGCACAUUCUUCGACGAGUGGGCCGAAGCCAUCAAAGACCCGGAGCGCGCGAAGCAUUUCCAGCAGUUUGCGAAUACGAAGGACACGCUGGAGAAUAUGGAGAAUGAGGAGGAUAGGGGACAAUUGAGGCCGGUGUAUUGGGCCAAGGAGAGUGCCAAGGUGGACUUCAAGAAUACGAACUGGACAAGCUUGACAUGGCAGCCGAUGAUUGAGGCGGCGCAUUUCAAGGGUGCGGACGAGACGCCUAAUGGCAUAAGUGCGAAUGUCAAGAGAGGCGAUACGCAACUGGCGGUCUUCCGAGUCAAAGGGAAAUGGCUUGCAAGUCAACAGAUGUGUCCGCAUAAACGGGCUUUUGUGCUCUCGGAUGGGUUGAUCGGUGAUUCGAAAGAUAAGCUCUGGGUCUCGUGUCCGUACCAUAAGCGGAAUUUCGAACUCACGGGCGAGCAAGCGGGACGGUGUCAGAAUGAUGAGGAGGUCAGCAUUGCGACGUUUCCGGUGGAGGAGAGGGAAGAUGGUAUGGUGUAUUUGAAGUUGCCGCCUGUGCAUGAGCUGGAUGGAGUGCUGGGGACGAAGAAGUGGAUGGUGAAGAAGGGGGAGAGUGGGGAGAGUCCGUUUGAGAAGUUGGAUAGGCGGAUUGGGUUGAAUGGGACAAAGAUGAAGGGGAGAAAGCCGUUUGAGGCGAAGAGGGCGUUGGCUGCGGGUGGUCCGGGAGAUAAUGGUAUUGAUUGGUAG
Molecule: messenger RNA, 3333 nt
Organism: Lachnellula hyalina
Lineage: Eukaryota; Fungi; Ascomycota; Leotiomycetes; Helotiales; Lachnaceae
Gene: niiA
Product: Nitrite reductase [NAD(P)H]
Exons: 4
Coding region: 1-3333 (1110 amino acids)
Molecular function (GO): nitrite reductase [NAD(P)H] activity; heme binding; 2 iron, 2 sulfur cluster binding
Source: RefSeq, a predicted model, not a curated record